Cyclospora cayetanensis is the source of this 2796-nucleotide messenger RNA. Its product is annotated as vacuolar protein sorting/targeting protein 10. Bases 1 to 2796 code for a protein of 931 amino acids. The transcript has 12 exons. The record is from RefSeq and is a predicted model, not a curated record. Gene Ontology annotation, molecular function: protein binding. Gene Ontology annotation, cellular component: membrane; Golgi apparatus. NCBI's taxonomy places the organism in Eukaryota, Apicomplexa, Conoidasida, Eucoccidiorida, Eimeriidae. Gene Ontology annotation, biological process: post-Golgi vesicle-mediated transport.
AUGAGGUGCUCCGCCACGGCCCUGGUGGGGGGCCUUUUGGUUUUGGUUAUUUGUGCAUCUACCUUUGUCGGAUCGCCAGCUUCUGCAGCCGUAACAAAUAAAAAGGUCUCUGUUUCGGAGGUCUCCUUUGAUAGUCACAUAGAAGAUAUUCAGUGGUGUGGGGCGGACCAUCGGACAAUUCUUUUGAAGACCCGCAAAGGACGCCUGUACCGAUCCAAAGAUGGAGGGAAGAGCUGGAUGGAAAUUACAGAUCUACUGAAGGCGGAGGAGGAGGGGAGCGCAGUUGUUGUAGACAGCAUCAUGAUCUCACCAGUGAACAAGAACAUAGUUGUUGUGGUGGGGGCCCAUAGAAACCAUUUUGUUUCGGAGGAUGCUGGCGUAUCAUUUCGGCGGAUCAAGUACACAUCUACCAUUCAUAACUUCCAUUUUCAUCCCACCCGCUCGACUUAUGCACUCGUUUCGACGUGGACGGACCCCUGCUACUCCAAGACCACGGGCAGGAGAGGGGAGGAAUGCAAUCACCAGCUCUACUAUACUACCGAUCUUGGCAAAACCUUCAAGUUGGUUGGUGAAUAUGUAGUGCAGUUUUCAUGGGGAGACAAGAAUAUUGGAGUGCAGGACAACAUUUACUUCACCCAGCAUAGGGGAAAGUCUGGAGAUCAGCCACGAUACGGAGGAUGGUCCAAGAAUGUGGAUUUAAUGGUUACGAAAGACUUCGGACGCACAGUAAACCGUUUGGUUUACAGGGGCAAUAGAUUUCUUCUUUCGAACGGCUACUUCUUUGUGGCGAAGGUAAAAGACGCCGUCAAACAGACGGUCAAUCUCCUCGUUUCCACUGACGGUGGAAGCACCUUUGCGGCGGCGAAGUUGCCUGUUGAAAUAGAGGAGAAGAGCUAUACAAUCCUUGACACGUCGGAGGGGGCCAUCAUGCUGCAUGUGAACCAUGGAGGAGACGGGGGCAAGGACACCGGCAAUGUGUAUAUCUCUGACGCCAAGGGCGUUCGCUUCGCGCUGUCUCUUCCCAACAAUAUCAGGGCUGGGACAGGGGAGUGCGAGUUUGAUAAGGUGCUUUCAAUGGAGGGCGUUUACAUCGCGAACUUCAGGGACAAUGUGGACGCAGGAGGAGUGGCAGAAGCUGCAGAGCAGGAGCAGAUGCAGCAGGAGGGUGAAGCUGAGGGAUUGCAGACCGAGGUCGAGAAGAAGCAUGAAAGGGUAUCCAAUAGGGCAAGAAAAGAAGAAGUUACGCGCACGGCCAUUACCUUCGACAAAGGAGGAGUGUGGAGCUAUGUGAAGGCUCCCAAAGUCGACAGCAGAGGGCAGAAAAUAGACUGUCCGCCCGACCGCUGCUGGCUGCAUCUGAAUGGAAUCACCAAGUUUGACGAAUUUGCUCCGUAUUACAGUGUGGAAAAUGCUACGGGCAUUGUCAUGGCCACGGGCAACGUCGGCAGCUAUCUUCGCUCAGAAAAGGAUGAAGUUAACACCUACCUCAGCAGAGACGGGGGCCUUACGUGGAUCGAGGCACACAAGGGAGCCUUCAUUUACGAGAUGGGAGAUCACGGCGGGCUGAUCGUUAUGGCCGACGAUACCCGAAAAACAAAUCAGGUGGUGUUCAGCUGGAAUGAGGGUCAGAGUUGGUACGAUUUUGAACUCGGAUCUUCACCUCUCUUCGUCGACAACAUCGUCAUUGAACCAAACUCCUCCAGUGUGGAGUUCCUUCUGUAUGGAAAGAGGGAAAACGACAGUGCUGGCGUUCUUUUCCAUCUCGAUUUUGCCGCCCUUAACCAACAAAAGUGCAAGGGUAUUUGGGCAGCGGACUCUGUAUCGAGUGACUAUGAAACAUGGAGCCCCUCGGACGGAAGAUCGGGAGAGAAGUGCAUUUUGGGAAAGCACAUUACAUACACGCGCAGGAAGCAGACAAGCGAAUGCUUCAAUGGCCGAGACUUUGAGAGGCCGCGCAGUGUUCAGGUUUGCCCCUGCACAAUCGAGGAUUAUGAGUGCGAGUAUGGCUUUGAGCGGUCGGUCGGAUCUGUGCACUGCCUUCCAACGGAUGCAGCGGCAGCGGCGGCAUCGACUGCUGCAGGCUUAAAUCAGUUCGCGGAUGCUGAGGAUGCGGCAGCGGCAGCUGCCUGCACAUCCUCUGCCUUCUUCUACACUGCUGCCUACCGGAAGGUACCUGGCGAUGUCUGCGAAGGCGGUUGGGCGCCAGAAAAAGUAGCAGUCCCUUGUCCACCACACUCUCCAGUAAGCAGGGGAGGGAAGCUGGUCUUGCUGCUCAUCUCGCUCAUCGUCCUGCUUAUGUGCAUCUUCAAUUACCUAGCGAGGACGGGCAGACUCAAGGCCUUCUUUAGAAACGCGGGCUUCGACACGUUCGCAAAUGUGUCGUACGCUAUCAUCGGCAGCAGCCCCGUGGGCUGGGCAGAUGAAGGGGAUGGAGAUAGGUGCAAAAGGAGGGGCCAGGGGGAAGAAAUGGGGGGUAGAAUGAGAGGAACCGCCAAGUAUGAGCCGGAGUUAAAUUUCAUCGAUGCAGAGCAGGAUGAAAAUGAAGAUGAUGCACCUCGCUUGAUGUCUUACACCAACGGCCUUCCCCGAACAGGCGCGCAUGGCAGCACCUGUGGUUCCCGAUUUUCGCCUAAGGGGGCCACUGGAGGUGAAGACUUUGAGCUGGGGGGGCCGACCUCUUCUACAUCCUCAGUGACGCAGAGACCUAUUUCCCCCCAAACCGCGACCACGGUGCCAGUGAGUAUUUCUCAUAAAUGUAAUUCCUGCCUCCUCUGUGAUUCCGUGUAUCCGAGCUAA